This is a messenger RNA of Dictyostelium purpureum, 378 nucleotides long. RefSeq lists its product as uncharacterized. Lineage: Eukaryota; Evosea; Eumycetozoa; Dictyosteliales; Dictyosteliaceae. Bases 1 to 378 code for a protein of 125 amino acids. The transcript is spliced from 2 exons. The record is from RefSeq and is a predicted model, not a curated record.
AUGGACUCGCAAAAUAGUUACUCAGGCUAUAACACUUUUAACCAUCAACCAUCGUGGAGUAAUAGCUCAAAUAUUUAUCCAUCAGGUAAUAGGGAUCCAGAAAAAAAUCCAUUAUUGACAGAAACAGAAAAAACCAAUAUAGGCACAUCAUACAGAAAAACAACAACAAAUAAAAAGAAGGGUUUAAAUAUUUUUGUCAAAUUAUUUGUUAUUCUCUUUUACUUAGUUUCAAUUGCAUUGGUUGCUGUUGGUUUAUACCAUUAUUUUGAAACAGAUCAUAGAAAGCCUGAAGUUAAAACUGUUUUUUAUUUUAUAGGUGGAAUUAUUUUAUUUGUAGUAACCUCAAUCGUUUUAAUCGCAAGAAAAUGUGGUAGAUAA